Molecule: messenger RNA, 889 nt
Organism: Meloidogyne enterolobii
Lineage: Eukaryota; Metazoa; Nematoda; Chromadorea; Rhabditida; Meloidogynidae
Source: the annotation of a GenBank genome assembly
UAUGUUCCCUUCAGCUUCGAAUUACCUCGCUCCCUUCGAGCAUUCUCCCUUCAUAUUACCCCUAAUGUUCCCUAUAGAUUAACUCCUAUUUUUCGAAAUAUCGCUCUAAAUCUAUUUUUAAAUACGAACUCUAAAUUGAAUUUCCAUCCUUCUCCCUUAAAUAGCUUUCUUGAAAUAACGUCAUAACGAGAAUUAGUGUUUAAAAUCAUUUUUAUAAACUAGAUUUAUGUUCUGUGAUCGUUCAAAAGGCAAACCUUAUUGCGCGUCAAAGGUAAAACUCGGUGGAAAUUGUAAAGGAUUCCCUCCAGGGACGGAUGUUUGUUGGAAUGGAACUUGUGUUAACGAUGUUUGCGUUUAUGUACCGACGACAACACCCUUACCCACAACAACACCCUUACUAACAACAACACCCUUACCCACAACAACACCUUUACCUACUUCCACAAUUAAAAUGCCAGUAGAAACAACCACUCUUGCUUUACCCACUAAUGUCAACAUGGAGUCUACAAAAACGGCUGAAUCUGAGACAAAAAAAGAACCAGACUUCUCACCAAUAACAACACCAAAAGCCUUGGAACCUCCCAACUCUCCAAUACGCAUUUCAAAAUCUCCAUCAUCAACAUCAAAUCCACUGCCAAUAACUGUCCCUGGGGAAAUGAAAAAAGAUCUUCCAAAUGUUGCUCCAAUUGACACUACACCCCUUCCAAAUACUACCAAAACCUCUAAAAUAACGGGUCCAAAUCCAAUCGAAAGAAAAUCGACUCCAACAACUAAAAAGGUGCAAAACACUACCCCUUGUAAUCCAUACAACUUGAGCCCGAGUGAAAAAAUAAAAGAAUAUUUACGACGCUUAUUUGGAAAAAAGCCAAAGAAUAAAUGCAAAAAUUAA